AUGAAUCUCAAUAAUUUGUCUCGAAUCAAACUUUCUGUCCUCAGGGAGCUUUACAAGGAAAAAUGCAAAAUCCUGAGAACAAAAGAGAUAAAAAAAAUUGAUCAACAACUUUCCAGCAGCUCACUGGGAGUUGAGCACUUCUUCCGUGAUGGUCAGAUCUAUGAAGCUUCUCUUUACCUUCCAGAAACAGAUCCAUCACGUCAACAACUGCAACAUCUGCCCAAACUCUGUGCUCAGUUGUUGCUGGAUGGAUUUCCUAUUGAGCUUGUAGAUGGAGAUGCUUCCAACAUUCCUCUCAGAUGGGUGAGUGAUGUUCUCUCUCAGCUCAAUGACUUGGUGUCUCCAAACAACAAGAUACGGGUCGUCACAGUUCUUGGAGUUCAGAGCACAGGGAAGUCCACUCUCCUUAACACCAUGUUUGGAGUCCAGUUUGCAGUCAGCAGUGGUCGAUGCACUAGAGGUGCCUUCAUGCUGCUCAUCAAAGUCAAUGAAGACUUGAAGAAAGUUCUCAACUGUGACUUCAUGAUGAUCAUCGACACUGAAGGCUUAAAAUCACCAGAGCUAGCACAGCUGGACAACAGCUAUGAGCACGACAAUGAGCUGGCAACACUUGUUGUUGGGCUGAGUGACAUCACCAUUAUCAAUAUUGCCAUGGAGAAUUCAACAGAGAUGAAGGACAUCCUGCAGAUAGUGGUGCAUGCUUUCCUCAGGAUGAAGGAGGCCAGCGGAAAAAAGCCUCAAUGUCAGUUUGUUCACCAGAACGUUUCUGAUGUUUCAGCCCAUGAGAAGAACCUGAGAGACAGGAAGCUGCUGUUAGAACAGCUGGAUGAGAUGACCCAGGCAGCAGCUAGAAUGGAGAAGAAAGAGGAAAACAAGAGCUUCACUGAUGUGAUGGAGUAUAAUCCAGACACUGGGAACUGCUACAUUCCUGGACUCUGGAAUGGAAACCCACCAAUGGCUCCAGUCAAUGCAGGAUACAGUGAGACUGUCUAUGAACUCAAGAAAAACAUCAUCCAACAGCUGGGAAAGUGUGGCUCAACUUCUAAUGACAUCUUGGAGUUCAGAGAGUGGAUAACCAGCCUGUGGAACGCAGUAAAACAUGAAAACUUCAUCUACAGCUUCAGAAACAGCCUGGUGGCUGAUGCUUACAUGAGGCUCUGCACAGAGUACAACCAAUGGGAGUGGAGUUCAAAAAGGAAAUGA
This is a messenger RNA of Poeciliopsis prolifica (blackstripe livebearer), 1203 nucleotides long. RefSeq names its product interferon-induced very large GTPase 1-like. Gene Ontology annotation, molecular function: GTP binding. The record is from RefSeq and is a predicted model, not a curated record. Lineage: Eukaryota; Metazoa; Chordata; Actinopteri; Cyprinodontiformes; Poeciliidae.